This is a messenger RNA of Rhinichthys klamathensis goyatoka, 3874 nucleotides long. It is a transcript of the gene znf507, whose product is annotated as zinc finger protein 507. The transcript is spliced from 7 exons. Gene Ontology annotation, cellular component: nucleus. The record is from RefSeq and is a predicted model, not a curated record. The coding region runs from base 124 to 3114 and encodes 996 amino acids. Gene Ontology annotation, biological process: regulation of gene expression. NCBI's taxonomy places the organism in Eukaryota, Metazoa, Chordata, Actinopteri, Cypriniformes, Leuciscidae.
CACGUGAUCGGUGCUCCAUUCUCGCCAUUUUGAGUCCAGAGUGAAGCACUUUUACACCCCUGGAAUAAAAACAGCGCAUCACGGGCACCGAGGCCAAAGAUCAGACACAACUGCCGCAUCAGAAUGGAGGACAGCAGUGGUGUUGCUGUCUUAGUGCCCCACUCUAGAGGCCAGCAGGAUACAGUCUUCAUUCCCGACAGACGUCUUCAUGGUGGCGAGGACCAGCAACGGCAGCAGCAAAAGCAGGCUGCUGACUCUCUUAUUCAGGUCAUUGAGAAGCUCAGCAAGAUUGUGGAGAAGAGGCCCAGAAGAUGCACCGUCUCUGGGAAAAAGAGACCCUUGAUGACCUGUGCAUCUAUGCCUGUUCCAGACAGCAGGGACUGCACUGAAGGGGCCACACCUUGUAAGAGACCCAGAGAGCAAAGGGAAAAGCGCCCAGCACCCAGCAGCACGCCUGGGCAUGUGUUCGCACGGGAGCCUUCAAGUCAAGGCACUCGGACAGUUACGUGUUACCAGUGCAGUAUGUGCCGAUUUAUCUCACCUACAUUGGAGCUGUUGAAAGAGCACCUGCUGCAGCAUGACGAGCAGCACAGUGAGCUCAUCCUCAUGUGCUCAGAAUGCCAGUUCACUUCAAAUCAUCAAGAGGAGCUGGUGGCACACGUAAGACUCCACCUGGAGGAGGGCGACCAUGCUAGACGCAUCCUAGACGAGCAAGCAUUGGCUAGGAGGGUUCACCAAGGGAUGACGGUUUUGAAGACAAGCAACUUAGAAUCAGAGAAGACGUCUACGCCGAAGAAGUGGUACAGCUUUGAGCAGGGUAGGUACCGUUGUCUUAUCUGCAACUAUGAAUGCAGACAGCAGCGCAAUUUGAAGACCCAUGCAUGGAAACACGCUGGCCUGGUUGACUGCUCAUACCCGAUAUUUGAAGACGAGACAGACUGUCCUGAUACUUUACAAAGCUCCUGUCCUCCUGCAGUUCCAGCAGGUAAAGAGGAUACCAUUGUAGUUCUCGCAGCAGUUGGAGGAAAACCUCAGACGAUGCAUGGCUCCUCUAGCCUCCAGCUAGAGCUGUGUGCCUCACCAGAAGUGAAGUGUCAUGAGGAGACGGCAGCUUUGAAAACAGUGGAGAGCAAAAUGCCAGUGAUUAGCCACAUUUUUUCUAUUAAAGACCCCGAGGAGCCCUUGAUGGAGGUCCAGGUGACACCUGAGGCACAAAUGGAGCUGGAGUUGGAGACUGAGAGUCGACAGGCUAGCUCCGACAGCCUCCUGUCCUCUGCGCAGAAGAUUAUCAGCUGCAGCGGCAACAGUGCCGGCCACGUCAACGUCAUUGUGGAACGCCUUCCCUGUGCUGAGGAACCGGUGUCGAGCAAACCUCUGCUCCUCAGCCCAGAAGUAGAAGGAGACAAAACCCUUCUUGCCUCUGAGGAGCCAGAGUUAGAGAGCCAACACCACCCCGUAUACUACAAACAAAAGGAGGAGGUUGUGAUCGCCUGGAAUGAAGAAGAUCGACAACAGGAGGAGGAGACUGUGUCUUCAGGAUCUCCCUCAGAUGAAAACGUGCCACCGGUUCGGAGAAGGACUUACUCGGAGUCUCUUCGGCUGCAUUCUUUAGCAGCCGAGGUACUGGUGGCCAUGCCCAUGAGGGCCCCGGAGCUUAGCAAAACCACUGCGAAAGGUAUUCAUGACCUGUGUACGCAAAGCCCUGACACAGGCCAGAAAAUUAUAGAGAUUGCAGACACUGCCAACCCUAAGGUGUCCUCAGGAGAGCUCACCUGUGCCAUUGGAGAGCCAGCUGCUCUACUUAACCUUGGCCUCCAGAGUUCAAAAGAUUCUCGAGAUGUGCUGGUCGAGGGACCCUCCAAAGCCGGCAUCAGCAUGUCCCUUUUGACAGUCAUCGAGCGGCUGCAGGAGCGUUCUGACCAAAACACUUCAGAUGAGGACAUUCUGAAGGAGUUGCAGGACAACGCCCAAAGCCAACAUUCUGGUGGAGUUCCUGGGGGUGUUGCUGUGCCCGCCGAAGUUUCCUCUACAGACGGUCUGGUGGAAUAUAUAGCUGGGAGUGAGAGGCCCUACCGCUGUAGACUGUGCCUGUACAGCAGCGGAAACAAGGGCUACAUCAAGCAGCACCUACGUGUGCAUAGACAGAGAGAGCCCUACCAGUGCCCCAUCUGUGAGCAUAUAGCCUGUGACAGCAAGGACCUGGAGCGUCACAUGAUCCACCACUUCAAGCCCCGCAUGUACAGCUGCAAGCAGUGCACAGAGAGGUUCUACUACAAGAGUCAGCUGAGGAACCACGAGCGAGAUGGGCAUGGGAUAGACGACAUCAGCAACACACUGACCCACGUCGCUGAAAGCACAGUAAUCGUUGAAGAGACAGCUAAGAUGGCAGAUGAGUUUGGCGAGCAGAGCGUUUUCAAAUGCGAUGUGUGUGACUACACCAGCUCCACGUAUGUUGGGGUGCGUAACCAUCGGCGAAUCCACAACUCCGAUAAACCAUACAGGUGCUGCAGCUGUGAUUUCGCCACAACUAAUAUGAAUAGCCUGAAGAGCCACAUGAAAAGACAUCCACAGGAACACCAAGCCAUGCAGCUGCUGGAGCAGUACAGGUGCUCACUGUGUGGUUACGUGUGCAGCCACCCACCAUCUCUCAAAUCCCACAUGUGGAAACAUGCUGGAGAUCAGAAUUACAACUAUGAGCAAGUCAACAAGGCCAUUAAUGAAGCCAUUUCUCAGAGUAGCCGAUCUCCUACGACGCCUCUGAAGUCAACACAUGAGACGGGGAUGGAGCGUCCAUAUAUUGUCUUGACCAGAAAAGACAAACAGUCACCUGAGGUGGCUUCUGCUUCAGGUGGACAAGAAGGCAACCCCGUGAGGCCAUCGUCCACCAGGGAGCAGGCCGGCGGGGCUGUAGCGUUGCGGAGCGGUUCGGGGCAGACGCGGGCAGGUAUGGAAUACUGUGUGCUGCUCUUUUGCUGCUGUAUCUGUGGCUUUGAGUCCACCAGUAAAGAGCAGCUGAUGGAGCACAUGAAGCAGCAUGAGGGAGAUCUGAUCAGCAUCAUACUGAGCAAGGAGCAGCAGGGAAAUCAGCCCACAGAGACCAGCAGCAGCCAGUGACACACACAUAUUCAUACAUACCGGUCUUGUAUCAUUUCUGCUUGGACAAGCAACAUGCACACUUUCAAAACUUUCUUUUUUCUAUCGAUUUACCUUUGUAUUGAUGUCACAGUUAGUUUCCGUUACUGCUAUUGACCAUGGGCAUGUGAUUUCAGCGAAGUGCAGUCAAAUAGGCAACAAAUGAAAUGUAAUUUACUAGUUCAGCAGCGGAAAGAGUAACUUUUGUUGUGAAUUAUGCAAAUGAUGAAUUUCAAAGUCAUUGUAUACCUCAUCUGUUCAGAACAUACAUCGUAGAGUCCACACAUUAUGAAAAUGAGGCAGCUUCUCUUGUUCACUGUAAUAUUAUUUAUAUCUAUAUUUCCUAUGUGCGUUAACCUUUACCUUUAGAGUUUAGAGACACUGAUUUCUUUCUUGCUGUCUCUGUGUCAUUUGCAUUGAUAUUUAUCAAACUAAUUUAUUUUUUAUGCAUGUUCCCCUCCGUUAUGUUCAUACAAAUUAGAAAAUUUGUUUCUAGUUAUGGUCUCUUUUUUGGUGCUAUUGGGCUUGCGCUCAGAAAUGAGCGAAAUAAGUCAUCAUUGGGAAUGUAUCUUAAAUUUGUAUAUAAGCGUUAUAUAAUGAAUUUAAAUGUUUUCAUUGAAACAGCACAAGUAUAAAAUUGGCCCCAUAAUUAACUAUUGGAAACGUGCAGCAGAAAAAGCUACAGAUAGAUCAAUGUAUAAUUAUUAUUGUUAUUAUUGAAAUACACACAUUCAAAUCUUUA